AUGGACAUUAUCCCAUUCUUCACAGAAGCACGCAACAUACUCGAUGCGCACCACGAUCGACGCGAACGCGUGAUCAAAGUGUCAAGAGAUAUUACAGCACAAAGCAAGAAAAUGGUCUUUGCAUUGCAUCGUGCGGCACAAAAAGGUGGCAACUAUAAAGAAGCAAAAUUAAAACAAGAAGAAAUCAUGGGACUCUUUCGACAACUCGCACCAGAGGUAGCAGGAACCAACUAUUACAGAUACGCACGCAGUUUCUCGGGUGGAUUUGAAGAAUUCAUUGAAGGUGUCGCGUUCUUACAUUAUCUAGAGCACACGACUAUGAUUAAAAAAGAGGAAAUCGACAAACUUUUUCAAGACGAAGAUGGCGAUCAGUGGUUGUACGUUCGCGCCGAGGAUUAUGUAUUAGGAAUAGCAGACUUCACGGGUGAAUUGAUGCGAUAUGCGAUUAACAUUAUCACGAACGGUAAUUACGAUCAAGCAUUGCAGAUAUGUCGAUUUUUACGUCAAAUCAGCACAGACUGCGAGAUUUUGGCAGGUUCAUCAUUGCCGCAGUUAGGCAAGAAAAUGGGUGCCCUUCGUUCAACAUGUUAUGCGUUUCAAAUACGGGGCAGUGAAUAUCCAAAGGAAAUGUAUCAACAGAUAAUUCGCGACGUUCAAUCACGUCACGAAGAUGAAAGGCCUCAGGAUGAUUGA
This is a messenger RNA of Zychaea mexicana, 693 nucleotides long. Its product is annotated as Translin. Lineage: Eukaryota; Fungi; Mucoromycota; Mucoromycetes; Mucorales; Lichtheimiaceae. The coding region runs from base 1 to 693 and encodes 230 amino acids. The transcript has 8 exons. The record is from RefSeq and is a predicted model, not a curated record. Gene Ontology annotation, molecular function: RNA binding; sequence-specific DNA binding; RNA endonuclease activity. Gene Ontology annotation, cellular component: nucleus; cytoplasm.